UGACGUUGAUGCUCUGAUGUAUAUCAUAGAGGAAUUUCCAUGAUGAAGUUACAGCAUAUAUGUAUGGCUCGCACUUUAAGAAACUUUCUAUUACAGAGAGAACUGCAGAAAGCACAGUUUGAACAUGAUUGGGUUACCAACGCCACAGUCAACUGGACUGGACAAUUCCACCGAGGCCUACACUUUCUCUCUUCAAAAACCCUCCAAUAACUGUGAGCUCCAGGAUGGCAUCCUGUCUGUGGUUCUUCCAGUCAGUUAUUCAGUGAUCUGCAUCUUCGGCCUGCUCAGCAACUCUGUGGCACUGUGGGUGUUCACCUUGACCUAUAAGAGCACAAAGACCUCCAUCAUAGUGUACAUGAGGAAUCUGGCCAUAGCAGACUUCCUACUGGUCCUCUGCCUACCCCUCCGGAUAUACUACCAGAACCACCCGGGGCCCUUCCUCUUGUGCCAGAUAGUGGGAGCCUUCUUCUACAUUAACAUGUACGCCAGCAUCCUGUUUCUGGGCUUGAUCAGCCUGGACAGGUUUCUGAAGAUCACCAAACCUGUGCAGCUUUAUCAGAUCCACAAGGUAAGCUGCAGCGUCAUGGCCACUUGGGCCGUAUGGCUUUUUCUCAUUUUGGGAAUGCUGCCUUUUUUCUUUGAGAAGAGGAAACCUGGCUCGUGUGACGGGAAGUGCUUCCACUUUAAAAGCAAGACCGCGGUGAGUGGCACCCUCAACCUUCUAGUGGUGGGCAUGUUCUUCCUGCUCUUGCUGCUGUUUUUCAGCUUCUACAGCAAGAUAGCCAUGAAACUCAAAUCCAUGUCCAUCGGAAAGACCCAGCAGAGCCGGAAAACGGCUGUCAUCAUGAAAACCUUUGUGGUCCUCGCCAUCUUCAUCCUGUGCUUCCUGCCGUACCACAUUGUGCGCAUUCCUUACGUGCUUUCCCAGUUGGAUAUAAUUCAGGAACAUAGCUACAAACAGACCCUGCACAUUGCCAAUGAACUGGUGCUCUGUCUGUCGGCCCUCAACAGCUGCUUGGACCCUGUCAUCUACUUCUUCCUCUCCAUCAAGUUCAGGAAAACCGUACUGUGCGCCUUCGAAGGAAAGCUGAAGAAGGUUUACACCCUGAACCAGAGGGGCACAAGCUUUGUGAGGUCAGUCACCGAAAUCUAGGCUGAAGAACUGUAUUGAGAAAAGCUGUACGGGGAGCCCAGAAGAUUACAAUGCCUUGAACCACGCUGAUCAGAAACGGAGGGGAAACCAGUCUUUCCCUACUCAACUCCUCAAUGGAGAGAACAUGUUACAGAACACCUACCACUGUGUGACUUGUAUAAAAGCAGUAUCUUUCAGGCUCAAAUGUCCAUGUAUGGAGUAACUGAACUGGCUGUGGUCUGAGUAUUUUAAAUUGAAUAUGCUCAGGUACUGUUACAAUGAUCUGCCGCCUUGUAAUGUGAUUAUUCACGCGCUGUGUUGACGUACACCUCACAGAUCUUCUGGUUUUAGUCAUUUUUAAAUCCCUUAUCUCAGCUAUCAAAGGGAUGAUCUGCCGCCUUGUAAUGUGAUUAUUCACGCGCUGUGUUGACGUACACCUCACAGAUCUUCUGGUUUUAGUCAUUUUUAAAUCCCUUAUCUCAGCUAUCAAAGGGAUGACUCCAAGCUGGUGAGCUUUGUGAACUAUUUUGGACAGUGACAUUUAGAAUGAACUCUGCUGUAGGCUGCUUGUGGUUUCACAUGCAAUAAACCUGCUGUUUGGCAACCCUGUAGUUACUGUUUGAGGCAGAAAAUAAAUGUAGGUUUUAAAACCAGUUUUCGUAAACACUGUUUUAUAUUGUAUCUGUAAAUGAACUAACUUUGUAAAUUAUUCAGAUUCUCUAUGUAUUUUAUUAAACGCUUAUAAUGUAAAAAAUUAUAUCUAUCUAUCUAUAUAUUUAUUGUA
Acipenser ruthenus (sterlet) is the source of this 1916-nucleotide messenger RNA. Its product is annotated as probable G-protein coupled receptor 34. Gene Ontology annotation, biological process: G protein-coupled receptor signaling pathway. The transcript has 2 exons. The record is from RefSeq and is a predicted model, not a curated record. NCBI's taxonomy places the organism in Eukaryota, Metazoa, Chordata, Actinopteri, Acipenseriformes, Acipenseridae. The coding region runs from base 125 to 1153 and encodes 342 amino acids. Gene Ontology annotation, molecular function: G protein-coupled purinergic nucleotide receptor activity. Gene Ontology annotation, cellular component: membrane.